ACUUGUCUAGUUUACCCUCCCUCCCUCUUCAGAGUUUGGUUCAGAGGAAGUCAUGGAGAGCAUCUAUCAUUUCAGCCAUCGACAUCCUUUGGUGCUUGUGGAUCAAGAGCCGGAGGGUUAUUGUUCUGGAUGCGAGGAAGAAUUAGAGGGUUCCAGCUACGGUUGUGGUGAGUGUGGGUUUUUCCUUCAUAAGAAAUGUGCUGAGCUACAAAGGGAGAUCACUAAUCACCCCCUCCACUCCGAUCACCCUCUCAUUCUUCGUUGGAGACCUUAUCCUACUGCUUUCUGUAAUGUUUGCUGGAAAAGAAUUAGAAUUUCUUAUCGAUGCAAUUCUUGUGAUUUUGAACUUGACCUUACAUGUGCUAUGCAUCCUCAAUUUGUUGCCCAAGAGUUUCAAAAGCUUCAACAUUUUAGCCACCAUCAUCCAUUAAUGUUUGUUGAAGAUAUUGAAUUUCAAACCAAACAUAAAGUCUGUGCAGGAUGUAGGGAACCCAUGUACAAGUCAAGUCCAUUCUACUGUUGUCCCAAUUGCAUAUUUCACCUUCACAAGAAAUGUGCAGAGUUGCCUCUUAAGAUCAAUCACUCUGCCGACCGGAAACACCCUCUCCUGCUUUUGGCCAAACCCUCACCACAUCAAGAGAAAUGUUCUUGUCAUUUGUGCACCAAGUCUUAUGAGGGAUUUGUUUAUUAUUGUUCUGUUUGUGAGUUUGGUUUCAAAGCUGCGGAUGCCUUUUUGCAAACAAUUACAGCUGAAAUUCAUGAACAUUCGUUGACCCCCUUUUCAGGCACAAUUUCAUUCGUUUGUAAUGCAUGUGGAACUGAUGGAAAUCAUGUUUGCUUUACCUGUGUUGAAUGCAACCUUAUUUUUCAUUCAGAUUGUACUUCACUUCGCCGCACCAUCAAAAUAAUAAGGCAUCCACAUCGACUUUCUCACAUAUAUUUCUUUCAAGAUGAGGAAGCUGGAAAACGUGAAUGCAAUAUCUGUCAUGAUGACAUAAAUCUGGGAUAUGGGAGUUACUGCUGUUCAGAUUGCAAAUAUUUUGCUCAUGUAAAUUGUGCAAUUGAUGAAGAUCUUUUGGAAGAUGAAGAGUCCAAACUAUCAGAUGACUUGAUUGCUAUCUCUCCUGCUUUUCAGCAAAUCAAACCUGGAGAGAUAAAGCAUUUCAGCCAUAAACACAACUUAAUAUUGGGUGAUGAUGGGGUUGAGGAUGGCCAAAGUUGUGAAGGUUGCAUGCGUUCCAUCUCUACUUCAUUUUACUAUUGUGCACAAUGUAAUUUCUUUCUCUGCAACUGCUGUGUUCAUAAAUUACCCAAGAAGGGCGGGAUUAUGUGCAUUCGGUGUCAUGAAAUUCUCGACACUCGUAUUGUAAAUAUAGAAGGACAGGAGCACUUCCUUUUCUUUGACCACAAAUACGACGGGAAAUGUAAUGGUUGUGAUGAUUAUCGUUAUCGACGCAGUUUUAGAUGCAAGGACAAGAAAUGCAAUUUUGCGUUGGAUUAUAGAUGCCUUGUGCUGCCAGAAACAGCUCGGUAUAAAUAUGACUAUCAUGCUCUCAGGCUUACUUAUCGUGAUGAUCAUGAUCUAAGUCAAUGUUAUUGUGACAUAUGUGAAGAAAAGAGAGAUCCGAAGCAGUGGUUUUAUCAUUGUGCUGAUUGCGAUGUUUCUGCUCAUCCUAAUUGUGUGCUUUGGGAAUCCCCAUUUGUCAAGCUCGAGAAACCAUUCUGGAUUGAUGAUCACGAACACCCUGUCACUUUGGUGAAGAUACAUUUUUAUCCUCCUAGAUGCAACGACUGUGGUGAGCCUUGUAGAGAUGUUCUAUCCAUUCAAUGCACAGAGCCAGAUUGCACCUACAUAUUCCACUGGGGCUGCUACUGGAAUCGUGAAUAUUCUUCGGUUUGGUGUCUUCUACAUAGAGACUAAAUAGCUAACAUUGGUAUUGUUCUUCUGAUAUUAAUUAUGUCUCUUAUGAAGGUAGACGAAAAUGAGAUAUCUCAUUUGCACUUUAUUUUGUUUUCGACUGACUUUUUAAGUUUAGUUUGAUCUUCUAGCUGUUGGCUAAUGUGGUCGGACUGUAAUUUUUUGUUUCUACCAAAUAUGUGAUAUGACUAUUGUUUGAAUUUUGAAUGUAUUGCUUUAAAUAGUUGUUUUUUCUUAUCAAUAAUUUGGUUGUCUUUGUACUUCAAAUACAGAAAAAUAUUUCUU
Messenger RNA from Rubroshorea leprosula, 2203 nucleotides. The record is from the annotation of a GenBank genome assembly. NCBI's taxonomy places the organism in Eukaryota, Viridiplantae, Streptophyta, Magnoliopsida, Malvales, Dipterocarpaceae.